CAUGCACACUUUUCUGCCCGUUGAUAAUAUAUUUAUGUUAUUAUCUAUCUUCACACUCGCUCGAACGCACGCGCCCGCGCCUUCGCACAAUCGGUUUAUUAUGUUCAAAAAUAUGCGUAGUUUGAAGCACUGUUGAUGGUUCAUCUUUUUAAAAUUAGUUAUCAAAAUGAUGACUGAUGAAAUCACAAAGCUGCUUACGUUCCCUUUUUUAUCACGGAUGUUGGCUACCCCUAAUUCUUUUCGUGCUUUCAUUUGUUUCUCGUUUCCUUUUGAUGUGACGUUCUGAAGUUAAGUGUUUGAAUUUACAUUUUAUCUGUCUCCGUGUCGAAUGUUGUUAUCUUUUCGGGGUCUCGCGCAGUCGGCAUCUGAAAUCGUGCUGCAGUAGUCGAUGUGGCAGUUCUUGUGGCAGGAAGAAAUGAAUGAAUAUUACAUCAGACUAUCAUUGAAGUACAGAGAGAGAAUAUGAUUAAAGGAGUUGAGCAAGUGCAAUGGGUCUGAAAGAUGCAGGAUUGUUAAGAAAGUGUGUGGGAAAAACUUUCUUGCCCACACUAUUUUUGGGUAUACUAUGUGGAUUUAUUUUUGCUUACAUUUGUUUGAAAAUUGAGUCGUUUGGGGAGUUAACUUUUUGUAGUGGAGAAAUGGAUAGUCAACAUCGCCAUGAUGCACAUUCCUUUGGUGAAAUGGAAAACCUGGCAGAACCAGAAGUUGAAUCAUUUGGAUUCCAUAAAUCUGAUGAAGAAUCUCACAAAGGUGAAGAUGUUGUUGCCCGCAAAAUGGCUGAAGAAGUCAGAGUUCUUUGUUGGGUUAUGACUUCUCCUUCUAAUCAUAAAAAGAAAGCUCGACAUGUAAAAGCAACAUGGGGGAAAAGGUGCAACAUUUUACUUUUUAUGAGUAGUGAAACAGACAAUGAUCUUCCAGCAUUGAAAUUACCUGUGAAAGAAGGCAGAGAGAAUCUUUGGGGAAAAACAAAAGCUGCUUUUGAACAUGUUUACAAACAUUACUUGGAUAAAGCAGACUGGUUUAUGAAGGCUGAUGAUGAUACAUAUGUGAUAGUAGAAAACCUUCGUUACAUGCUUUCUUCUCAUAAACCAGAUGAGCCUACAUAUUUUGGAUGUCGAUUUAAACCAUAUGUAAAGCAAGGUUACAUGAGUGGAGGAGCAGGUUACGUUUUAAGCCGAGAAGCUGUUAAAAGAUUGGUGGAGAAGGCCUUGCCAGACAAACGAGGUUGUCGUCCCGACACCCAUGGAGCAGAGGAUGUUGAAAUAGGGAAGUGUCUCGAAUAUGUUGGUGUACUUGCUGGUGAUUCCAGAGACGCUGAAGGUCGUGGGCGAUUCUUUCCCUUUGUUCCUGAACACCAUCUAAUUCCAGGCCAUGUAAAUUCGGAUUUUUGGUAUUGGAAAUACAUAUAUUAUGAAAGCAAGGAGGGCCUCGAGUGUUGCUCUGAUAGCGCAAUAUCCUUCCAUUACGUGUCACCAAAUCACAUGUACGUCUUGGAGUACCUGAUCUACCACCUGCGGCCCCAUGGAAUAUCUCAUUAUGUUCAAGACACAAAAGGAAUUGCCAAUAGGACAAUGGUGACUCAAGUAAACCAAUCCAAGGAGACUUUUGGAAACACAACUAAUCUUCCUGACUAAGUGCUGAAUGAAAGAAAUAGACGUAAUGUAUUUGCAGUGUACCUGCUAAAGUUGCAUUUUGGGUUGCUUUUGCUCCUAUUUAAAAACACGCUUUCUUUGCUAAGAACACAAUUAUUUCAUUCACUUUGUUUUCUUGUACACAAAUCUACACCAUUGUUUAUGGUAAUGUACAGAUUUUUUGUUACCCAAUCUAUAAAAGACAUUUUUUAUAACUGUUAUUUUCUUCUAAGAGUGAGGAGAUUGCCUGUUUUUGUUUAUUUUGUUGCCUUUCUUUUCAAUAACAGUGCCUUCCAGUUGUGUACUAUUGUUUGAAGAAGUUAAGAUCUUUGAAAAUUUACGAUUGUUCUUUUAUGAUAGAACCUUCAGAAAAUCGUAAUAUGUUGCAAAUUAACAAAAUCAAUAGUGUAGACACAGUACACGUAUCAAGAUAGUAGCGCAGCUUAGUACGUUUUAUGGCUAGUUAGGGGGUUCGCGCGUAUACAGCUAGCGAUCCUGGUUGGAGGUGAAGUAAAACUACGAAUAACUGCUACUGAAGAAUACCGAUGUUUUUGUGAAAUUUUGUUUAUUAAGAACUGGUUAAACAAUUAAAAAAUAAUUCGUGUGAUUUCUUGCCCUCAUGGUUGACUAGGAUUUCAAGGGCAAGUCAUUAUAUAAAAGGGUAAAUUAAAUAGAACCAAAUUUAACAUAAUUCAAUAGAACUACAUUUAACAUGUAUCGGCCGAAACUGAAUUAUUAUACUUUUCCUGUUAAUACAUUAAUAAUGUGUCGAAAGGGGGUGCACUGUUCUGCACAAAAAGCACUACACAUAGUCUCCCCUGCCAAUCUCUUUCUGCACAUGCCAAUGAAUCCGUCACAAUUGCGCGCGCUGUCAUGUUGGAACAACCCUCCUGGCGAAAGUUACGUUAAAGGCAAGCAAAUUGUAAUAUUUUUUAUUCGUAAGACAGCGACUAUUUCUUUAUUUUCACCGCAAAGAUCAUGAUAAAUAAGGGUAAUUACAAUAGCAGUGCAGGCAAGAUCUAUUACGCUUAAAAUUCAAUCAAGAAAAUUUCUUUGACGGCUAGUGUGUCUAGUAAUAAAAUAGAGAAUAUCUUUCUUCCUUAUUGUGUCACUAUAAAAUCAGUGCACACAAGCCCUCUUGUCUGUAUUUAGAAUUAUAGUUCAUCGAUUAACCUAGUUUUCCUUUUUGAGUGAAGGCAAAGUUGCAUAUUAAGAUUCGCCAUUUAGAAAAUGUAAAAUAAAAAGUACAUCAAGUGCUAGUGUUUGUUUAUAAUUAUAUCUUUGUAUAUUAGCGUUAGUAGCGAGUUAUUUAUAUUCUUUAAAAACCUCAAUUGUCUCAUGCAGAGUGAAGAUAUGGAAAAAUCCACAUCCUCGAAACGUCGUUGAACAAACUUUGGGUUAUGGGGAAAAAAAGGGUUAAAAUUAUGUGAUUCUGAACUAUAUUAAAAAGUUUUUAAAACUGUCACAAAAUUUGUUGCCACCUCAUUGAAUAUGAUUUAAUGUAAUAGUGACUGACAAUUUCCUGUUUCUUUAUGUAUAAUAUUUAUAGGCACCUUUAUCUUAAAAUUACAGCCAAUUUUGAAUACAUUAUAUUGAAAUAAUAACAAAAGAUGGAACUUACCAUAUUAUUAUCCUGAGUAUUACAUAUUUCCCAAUGUUCAUGUAGAACUAUAACUUUAAUUCUGUUGGUUGACAUCAAUUGGAGGGCAAUAUAAAUAACAUGCAUGUUAUACAAUUUAACCAUUUAUUCAAACAAAGAUAUUGACAAUACAUUAAAAGUGCAGAUCUCUGAGAGGUUGCAAAUACUGGGGAAAAGCAGAAAAAACUGAGGGGACAGACCCCACCUCUUUAAUCGUACGCCAGCCAAAGACGUGCGAUGAAAAUCAUCACUUUUAAAAUGUACUGAACAUAAGAACUACGUUUGGGGUCCAGUUUUCCCUAUUCACAGCCGCAAUCCACUUCUUGCGUAUAUGCGGAUCUUUUAGAAAACUGAAGAAACAUCACUUUAAUACGAAUUGCUCAUUUAAAGAUAAUUAUCCAAACAAAUACUAAACUAUACUUACAUGUGCAGACAAUCACUUUACCUCACGACAAACUCUUCUAAAUGUAUACGAAAUAAAAUUCAGCAUUUCGUCACACUUAAUCCGGACGCGGCAAGCCGAAUUGGGUUGUACCAAUAUGGCCGCCGCGCGAACUCGCUGGAUCCGUUGGAAAGCUCUGGGGCGACUCUAGUUUUCUUUGGUUCUGCAAUUAGGUAAAUGCAGCAAUAAUGAAGGGGGAAACAAAUUAUGUUGUUUUUUUACUUGUCCAAUAGACCCGAAAAGGAAAGAUGAAAAUGUAUUACCUCCAAACAUAAAUGUUAUCUCCGAGAUACCCCUACUUAAAGAUUUCUAACUUUUCUGGAUAUUUUCAUGAAUAUUUACCUGAACGAUGUAUUACGAAUGGUAAGGUGGCGUAGUUUUCCUUGAUCGCCACGCGGAUCGCUAGAGGCGCAGACCAAUACGUCACAGGGCAUUUAACACAGCUGCGCUACUGAAACCUCUGCGGUGUAGUGUGUUUGAAUUCCCAUUUUCUUAUUAAAAUUGGUGCUUGAGCUUCUUUGCAUUUUUGCAAGAAUGGUUUAUAGUGAAUGUCAUAAAGUGUGAUUCAUUCAAUUUCGUUUAUCUUCAUCCCAAUUUGCAUAUGCAUAUAUAUAUAUAUGCACACACACACACACACACGUGUAUAAGAUAUGUAUCUUUGAAAUAAUGAAAUAUUGGACAUAUUUCAAGAGAUUGGCUUAAUAAUUGACAGGACACUUACCAAAUUAAAUUCUUAAACAAAAGUCAAAAAUUUGUAGGAUGUCUGUCUCCUCGGCCAGAGUUGUGCGAAUGAUCCUCGCUGCCCCAGUGAUGCCGUCGAAGGCUGUGGUGCUGACGUUUUGACCACCUUGAAUCGACAUUGACUUCCAGUACAAAGAUACCAAGGUGCUCACCUGAGACGACCGGUGGUGGCCGAGAUGGGCUAAAGAUGCCUUGGAGAUUGCCCAAUUCCUCCAUAACGUCCAUGGUGAUGGAGGGUUCUUCCAAACUACAACUUUGGAUUUCGCUCUAACAGCCGGUGGUAGAGACAAACAGGAUGUAAAAAUGAAAAUAUAAGAGGAAAUGCGGCGGCGAUGGUGUAACGGUUAGCGUGAGAGACAACCUUCUGCAGUUUCAACAACGAAAUGAGAGACGGCAGAAAUGCAGUUCUGGCGGUGUGAAUUUUCUGUUAUACAGAAUAAGAGAAUGAAAUAAAUUUAAAAAAAUGAAAGUCAACAACCUUGAAUAGGAUGUUGAAAUCAACCAAAAUUUAAUGGGCAUACAAGAAGGUUGCUAUCAAAUAACACUUCCACAAAAACAAAAUUGGAAAUAAAUACCCAAUCGAAGAAUAUAUUGGUGAAGAUAAAGUUCAUGGAACAUGGCAAUAACUGAUGCCUUGUAAGAGAAAAGAAAGAAAAGGACGUGUGGGUUGAAGUGGAAAGGAAAUGGGAUGCGGAAAAUGGCCAAGGCUGUAAAACAACUGCUAAUAGAAAGAACAACGUAACCCAGAAACAAACUAAAUACACAGAUUUAAUUUUUUUUAAAAUUAUUAAAUUACCAACAAUGUAUAAUAAUAACAAUGGUAAUUAUUAAUAAUUACCUGUAGUAUUCUCUUUAGCUAGGUAAUAGUGAAUCAUAGGAAUGAGUAAGCUUUAGAGAAUACUCCAGGUAAAUAAUUAUUACAAACGGUUGGUAAUGUAUAUUUUUGGUUGGGUUGUUUAACUGUGUAGUAUGUAUCUGGUGAUUAGUUUGGUUUGGCGAUUAGUUUUGGUGAUUAGUUUAGUUUGGCGAUAAUUUUUUUUUCUUAUAAUUUUUAAUAGUAAGCGUGGUAUAUUAUUAAGUAAGGUACAUAAUUUCACAAGUAAUAAAUAUUCAGCGCUUACUUACUUGAUAUAACGUACGUCAGUAGUUAAGAGAAAAUACUUGUAUUAUUCAUACAGCAUUGUAGGCUUUCAUGGCCGGAGUCAAUAUUCUUCAUGUCUUCCGGGCUGAAGGGCUGUGGGCC
Messenger RNA from Gryllus bimaculatus (two-spotted cricket), 5696 nucleotides. The record is from the annotation of a GenBank genome assembly. Lineage: Eukaryota; Metazoa; Arthropoda; Insecta; Orthoptera; Gryllidae.